AUGGUAGAAAGUCCAGUAGCUGAGAUUCACGCCAUACGAUUUGGCCCUCAACACACAGCAUUAAUUGACCCAUUCAUAAAACAUUCCAUGCCUAUUCCACUCCGUGGAGAACUCCAAUUUAUUGUUUGGCAUAGAAGUGUAAAUGCAGUUGUUCAACUCGCCCCAGACCCUGCUGGUAUUCAACCUGUAGUAAUCAACUUAUGCAAAGUUAACCGAAUAGAGCCUAUUACUAUUAGAAAAGUUUGUCUGCCACCAGAAUUGGCAGCUAAAAAGCCCCACAAACUACCCCAUUUGCCCCACUCCUUUGCCAAGGAAGUUGUACGUCUAACAGAUGUUAGUGAAACAACUUUUGCUCCGUUUGGAAGAUUGAUAAAUGAUUUUACUAUGCAUAAUGAGGAGCCGGGAGAAGCUUGUUGGCCUGGGGUGGAAGCAGCUUAUAGGGAAGGAAUGGCUGGGACGUUGUGUCAAGAAUUUAUGGUCACUUGGAAAAUGCAACAGAUCGAACCAGAACAUGGUGUUGGUAAAUUAGAGUUGGAAUUUGAAGGGAUAACUGGGUCAUUUGCUGGAGAAAAGGGGCAUCCAGGAGUUGACUAUUCUUCUGAUUUGGGAAUUUAUAGAGCUAAUGUGAGAUGGAUUUUUGAUUAGAAUUAAAAAUGAUAAGAUGCCAAAAUAUCGUGUCCGGACAAAAUAUCGAAUCGUUAAAAUAUGGA
Messenger RNA from Meloidogyne enterolobii, 710 nucleotides. The record is from the annotation of a GenBank genome assembly. Lineage: Eukaryota; Metazoa; Nematoda; Chromadorea; Rhabditida; Meloidogynidae.